AUGUGUGAUACCAGUGUAGCCACUGAUGAUUCUCCACUUCUAUUCUCAACUGUUCUCUCAUCCCCUCCUUCUUUGGUCUCUAUUUCACGUGCUGAUGAUCCCAUGGAGGUUGUCCCCACCAUUGGUGAAGCUAUCAUCACAGGACCUGAAGAUGCUCCUCUUGAAAUUCCUCAGAUACAUGAUGCUGAUCCUCAUGAUAACACAUUUGAAAUGCCCAGCGGUAAUCCUUCAGAUACUGCUGAUGACCCAUAUGGUCCUUUGGAGAAUGAUUCCCCAGUCGCCAAGACUAAAACCUAUGACAUGGUUGAGAAUGUCAAGCUGCUACUCCCUAUCAUUGCAACCAUCCUCGAAAAGAUGGAUCAAAUGUACCAGGGAAUGCCCUCAACGGAUGACCUCACUCACGGCCUCUAUGAUAUCCAAGCUGAGAUCGAUGAGUUCAACCUUUAUCAAGUCGAAUCUAUCGCUUCUAUUGAGCACAAGCUGGAAGACUUGGUAUCUCGCCGCCCUCUCUUAGCUGUUAAUGUUGAUGAUGACAAAGAGGGAGAGAAAUCUAACGAGGACCUUGGAGAGAAUAUCGCUAUGGAGAAUUCGGCUGGUGAGGAUACUAGGGAGAAUAUCCCUGAAGCCAUCAGUGAUGAUGAUGCCUUGGUAAUUGUUGCUGCUGCUGCUAACCAUGAAGACCUUCAUCCUUCCACCUCUGCAUUUCCAAAUGUUGGUGAUGAAGAUGACGAUGAUGAUGAUGAGGAUUCUGAACCUCAACUUCCAGAUGCAGGUACUGAUCUUGGUGGUAAUGAUAAUGAUGAUGAUGAAGAUGAUGAUGAUGACGAUGAUUUCUGCGUCCAGAUCAUACCAAGACAACCAACAAAAGGAAUAUCCUUCAGGAACCUGCUUCCCAGGGGGAGAAAUCACCAGGGAACCAACACUACUCAGGCAAAGGAAAAGGAGUGGCUGAAGACAACCUUGCAUUAG
Molecule: messenger RNA, 969 nt
Organism: Cynara cardunculus var. scolymus (artichoke)
Lineage: Eukaryota; Viridiplantae; Streptophyta; Magnoliopsida; Asterales; Asteraceae
Product: coiled-coil domain-containing protein 1-like
Exons: 3
Coding region: 1-969 (322 amino acids)
Source: RefSeq, a predicted model, not a curated record